AAGUAUUUCAGGAAGCAUCGAUCAGCUAAGAUAAAUAGUGCAAACAUUUAACGCGAACAAAUUCAUCAACGAUUCUAUUUUAUUAAAUUUUUCUACUUCUAUUUCUCAUUGUAAACUGUGUAAAAGAUGGAAAAAAUAUGAUAAGUUAAUAUUUUAAUCCAUAUAUUUUUCAACGUUAGUUUUCAAGGCUGUUAAUUUGAAAGGAAAAUGUGCUGUUCUGUGAAAGAUAUAUAAAAAAAAAAAGAACGUUUUGGAAUUUGGAGGAUUUGAGAUUCGCUGGUUGUCGGUCCAACAGAAGGCUCGACUUUGGAGAACACCUUGGUGGGGCCUGUUGACGCGCUGGUUGGAAAGAAGGCAUGCACGAAAGCACGAAGUCGUAAAGGCGAGCGUUCAGUUGUUAAUGCGCCUCCGACAGAGUAACUUAGUGAAAAUUUAUUUUUCAUUAUUUUCACACGUUUUCACGAGCUUAUUAAUUUAUGUAUCAAAACAUGAAAGAACGAUCGUAGAAAAGUUCCGAGCGAGUUUUCGCUCGAUCUUCGCACUUAAAAGACAACAACGAGUGAGAGAAGAAAACGAAUCGACGAAUUGAAAGAAAAAAGAAAAAAACUUGCCGACACAAGAAAUUCACGUGAAUAUAAAAUACUUAGCAAUUGUCUUUCGGAUCUAAAAAAAGAAUCGACACUAAAUAUUAAAACAAAAGAUCAUCUUUCUUUCUCGAAAAAAUACAAAAAGAAUAAUAGUAUAUAAACAACGAUCAAAAAACGACUGAGAAAGCAGGUGUAGAAGAAUGAUGAGAAAUAAAUGAAGGUGGAACACAGGUGCAAUCGCAGGUAGUUGUUUUACUCAUAUCUAUUCGCUCACAGCGUGUUCAGUCGAGCUUGCAGAAGCAACGGAAGUGGGAAAAGGGAGAAGGGACAUCCAGGAUGUCCGAAGAGUUGCGCACGCAACAUUUAGGGACGCUGUCACACGAAGAGUAUACUAUGCAAACCGAAGAGGAAACUCAGUAUGCUCCAAGGAGCCGACCUGUCAGCUUUUAUGAUAAUUUUAAGGACGUACAAGUUAUGCCAACAUGUGUGACCUCUGCGAUGAGUGUUGGUAAUUUGAGUCAGGUUCGAGAAAACGAUACUACUUCAUCGAGCAUACCACAAAGUAGUAACAAUAAUAAUAAUAAUAAUAGGGUGAGCAGUGCGAUGAGUGCUGGUAACGUUUCCAAGAUUCAGAUUGUUAGAGUUACAGGUGCUCUUUCGAUGGGUAAUAUUGGUAAAACAUAUCGAACGGAUAAAACCGAUAAAGAACUUGGGCGAGCUCCUUCUAUGGCCAAUUGUUUGUCAACCACAGUUCCCGUUAAUCUAGCUGCUUCGCAAAUAGCAGGUCGACACACACCCACCAGAAAUUCCCUCAGGCACAGCAGAAUGAUCGUGCUGAAUCGAAGUGGGCAGAGAGCACAAAAAUUCUUACCACCAUUAGUUUAUCAUCGACAAUUGGCUAGGUGUUUGGCAGCAUUACAGACCAUUCUUGGGAUUGCUAUUACUUCAUUGUCGUUAUGGUUGUUAUUGUGGGCUCCAAAUUUACCUAUAGCUGAUAAUCCAUAUUGGAGUGGAAUGCCUUUAUUACUUUCUGGAAGUUUCGGCGUGUGUUUGCUUUGUUGCUUCAAGAAAGAGUAUCCAGGUAUGAAUCCUGGUUUCUGCUUAACAUUGACGAAGACAAUCAGUACUUUACUUGCAAUUUCUGCAUCUGUGACGUGUGUCCUGGCAUGCAUCUCAGCAACCAUGCAUCUGGCACAUCUUAUGAGGCUAGAAUGUACACCAGCACGUGUCCUCAACGCCACAUGUGUUUGUAGGCCACGAGAACAAACAAAUGUUACGGCUAGCGAAGCAUCGGUCAAAUAUAUGGAUUUGAACUGUCCCGAAGUUGAGAGUAUUUUAACAAUACUUCUCAUCUUUUCUUCAACGUGUAAUGCUUUUGGUGCCAUCAUCGCUGGAUGGUAUAGUUAUCUUCAUUGGAGUACUCGACGAAAGAGACCAAAAUAUGUACCUGUUAGAACGAGGACAUUCGAUUCGACCAGGUGAUACCUGAUUAAAUUUCAAACAAUUUUUCACCAAAGUAUUCGACGAAAAAUUGUGACGUAGAGAAAGGGACCAAUCUACGUAUUUUUUAAUCGAGAAGAACUAUGAGUAAUCAAAAUAUUCAAUGCAAACGAUUCAGAAAAGUACAAUGGCUAUUAAAACAUUUCUUGAAUCGUUAUUGUUAUUGUCAUCGACGCACGACGCACAUGUGUACAUAAAGUACAGUAUUUAUUUAGAAAUUUCUAAUACGUUCCAUAGUACGUAUGGAAUAUCUUAAGUUCGCGUAUGUACGCGAAUACAAAUUUAUUUGUACUCGUAUUUUCGAUCGAAAGGAAGUUUCAUCGAUUAGUUAAAUUUAUUUACGCGCAUGUAUUUAUUAUAUCGAAAGAACAGAACGAAAGACUUCUACUCUAUACCUCAGCGUAUUAGAUUUUAAUACAUACUUCGACACUUGCAAGCGCAUAAGCUAACAUAUUUUAUGUAUAUAUUUUAUAGUUGAAGAAAAUUACGUGGGUUAUGGGACGAAAUAAGUUAUUGUCAGUAUUAAUAUUAUUUUAAUCAAAAUUGUGCCCAUGUUAAUUCAAUUUAAGAUUGAUGAUCAUAUUGAUAACUUUAUAAUAAUAGAUUACAUUCCUUCUUUAUGAUCAGUCGGUCUGAUUUUUUUCAUUUAAUGAAUGAGAAUUACUCUUUCUUGUUUUAUCUUCGACCUCAUUUAUUCGAAUCUCUGGUAUAAUUGCAUCCUUGCUCGACGGUGAUACUAAAGAAUCGCUGAAGAUAUUUGUUCUAUGUUUUAAAAUGAAAUAUAUAAUACAGAAAAUUAUGAAUGAAAUUUGUGAUAGGUGAUCAUACCUGCCAAAAUUUCGAAUUUCAUACGUUUUUUGACGUAAAUUAAAGUCAUGUGGCAAAGAUUCAGUUUCAGUAUUAGUAAUUCCAACUUCUUCCAAAGUGAUCGAAUAUUUCCUUUCAUGCAUUACCACAUCGUUUAGUUUUUCAAUCGCGAUCGCAGUAUAAGAAUCGUCUAAGUAUCAAGAAAAAACUUAUGAAUUAUUUAUUUUUAACAGUUCACAUAUUUUUUUGUUUAGAUCCAUAUUUAAUAAUCUAAAUAACGUUAAACAUUGAUGUGAUUAAAAAACUAUUGGAAUUUU
Vespa mandarinia (Asian giant hornet) is the source of this 3211-nucleotide messenger RNA. RefSeq lists its product as uncharacterized. Gene Ontology annotation, cellular component: dystrophin-associated glycoprotein complex; sarcolemma. The record is from RefSeq and is a predicted model, not a curated record. NCBI's taxonomy places the organism in Eukaryota, Metazoa, Arthropoda, Insecta, Hymenoptera, Vespidae.